AUGCCAGCAGACGAUUACAUAUCGGCAGCCGGAGCUGGUGCCCUCAAGCUAAAAGGUGGGAAGAUACAGAAGAAUAAGAAAAAGAAGAAGACCAAGGUUUCAAACCUUGAGCGAUCCCUCACUCCGGGAGAUAACUCCACCUCCACUUCCACUUCCAAGCCCAAAGAUGUCGAGGAUCCCCGACAACGCAAUAGCAAAGAUGUAGACGACGGCGGCGAAGGUGACGUAGUCGUACAGAAGACCGAGGCCGAGCGCCGGUACGAAGAAGCCAAUAGAAAAAAGAUGUUAAAGAUGCUCGAAGAUCCAAAGGUAGCUUCCGAGUUUCGAAAGACGCACAAAGAGAGAGUAGAAGGCCUGAAUACCUAUCUUUCCAAGCUUAGCGAGCACCACGACAUGCCUAAGAUCGGCCCAGGAUAA
Molecule: messenger RNA, 417 nt
Organism: Daldinia childiae
Lineage: Eukaryota; Fungi; Ascomycota; Sordariomycetes; Xylariales; Hypoxylaceae
Exons: 2
Coding region: 1-417 (138 amino acids)
Cellular component (GO): nucleolus
Source: RefSeq, a predicted model, not a curated record